AUGUUGAGAAGUACUUUUGUUCUGUGGGAUUUCGAGUAUACCUUAUAUGUCUAUGUCUUCAUCUUCAUCAUUCUCCUAAUUAUCUGGCAAGUAAAAAGGAGUUACCACGGAUUAAGGCUGGAACCUCAAAGGAGCUGCUGCCCGCGUCACCGAAGAGUCAGGAUAAGAGAUGCAGCAUUUAGAGCUAGGAGACUUUCCCGGGAAGAAGCUGAGAAGCCAUGGGAGCUGCUCUCUGUCAUGAAAAGCCAGGGCUGGCUUCCUCAGGAGGGAAGUGUGCGACGGCUCCUGUGUGCAGAUACCUGCUGCCAAAUCUGCAAUUCUAUGGCUCUGGAGAUUCAGCAGUUGCUGGCGGGUGAGAACACCCUGAUCUGUCCCCCUUCAUCAGAGCCAUUGCAGGGGUCCUCUUGCCUAGAGAUUUUGUCCAUGUCUAAUGUGUCUUUAGAACAGAAUCUGGACCAAUGUUCCCUACACUCCAAAGCACUUGUAUAUCCAUCUGUAACACCCCCAGUGUUGCAAUCAAUAGAUCAGAAAUGCUUAACACAGUCAGCUGCCCAGUCGACUAGUACAGCCAGGGUACACAAUUACUGGGCUGAACACCACCAGCUGGGGCAAGGAUUUCAAAUAACUGAGGUGCCCAGGGGCCAAGAGACUAUGUCUUGCUCAAGACUUGAGGAGGCUAGGUUAACAGUGAACCAGCAGGAGAUGAUGCAGAGCACCCCCAACCAUGUCUAUGGGAACCAAGGGCAGCAGCCCUUGAAUUCCCAGGUCACUCUGCACACCCUAAACCACGAAUUCACUACCCAGACACACCCUAUGGCCUUACAUAUGGUUACUGUCCUCCCUGCCAACCUGCCAUUCCUCAGUCCUGAAGUCCUGAGGCUUCUUGAGGUACAUGUGAAAAAAUGGAUGCAUUUCCAGAGAUGGGGGCUUCCCAGACGUGUGGAGGAGUCCCUAAGGCAGCUUAUGCCAAACCCGCCAUUCUUUUGCCAACGUGUAAAUGACCAACCAGCUUCUUUCAUCCCAAAUGAUACUUCUAAGUUCUCUGUUGAAAAACUGGGGACCUAUUCCUACCAGAACUGGGGUCCAUUUAUGGGCAGCCAGCCUACCCAGGCCUUCUGGGUUUCUGAAUGGUCCACUAUGGACCCAGAACAAAGACACCACCACCAGCAAAUCCCAAACCAUAUGGCUCUGGCUUUGCUGUCUCCAGCCCUUAAAGAAUCACAUCGUCUCUAUCCACAUCCUGGGCACCAGGCUCAUGACUCAGUGGCCCAUCUGCAGCAGAAAUACAGCCAGCUAUUCUGUGGCCACCCCUCUCUGCACAGUGAGUCCCUGGUCAACACAUUAAUAGGUUCUCAAAACUGCUCCACAAAUGGCAGCAUAUCCCAGCACCCCCUGAAGGAUGCUCUUCUCUUCAAGGAACUCUCUGUCCUCCCCCUGCUGCCUAAAACUGUACCCCAAUCAGUCCCACCCUCUUCCCCAUCUUCCCCAAAUUGGGUCACUCCAUCUGAUUACCAACAAGCUCAGAUCAGUGUUCCAUUAUUGACGCUGGCUGAGUGUGAUGCCUUGGAGUGGCACCUGCUGCAGAAGCAGCUCCAGCUUCAGUGGGGCUUGCCAGCGGUUUUCCAGAGACCUCAGCACAGCCAGAGCCCCAUACAGUAUAGGCCCUGUGGCAAAGCCCAGUCUCCAGAGACAGUGAAAAGUUUUUGGCCAGUGAAGCCCAUCACAGUCCUCACUAGGAAACUACUCUUCUUUCCGGAACAUGCCCGGAGGCUGCUGGAAUUCCAUCUCCAGAGGCAGCUGAUUCACCAUCGUUGGGGCCUGCCCCAAAAGAUCCAGGAGUCCAUCCAGUUGCUCCUGUCCCCCACUGAUCAGUCAACUCUGUCCUGGAGUAGCACAGCCCUAGCCAACAUGAGUGCUCCCCAACCUACAGCCCUAGAAACCACUGGGGCCGGUGACCCAUUCUCACCCUUCACAGACCCAGUGUCAGUCCCCAUGCCACACUUUUUUGACCAGGCCAAGGCAAUAUUACAGAGCCACAUCAACUCCAAAUGUGGGCAGAUCCACCAGGGCAAGGUCCCUGCUUGUGUAUACAGCUCUUGGCAGUACAUAAUUCCUGGGGACCUGCAAGUGGCUCCCUUAACCUGCAUCCCAGAAAGCAAGCCCUUGGAGCUGCAGGCAGCAACUGACCCUGCCCCACAAGAGAAAGCUAUACCCUGGAUGCCAAUGGCCCUUGACCAACGGCAACAAGCCUCACGAGAUGCUGUCACUGAACACCCUAAGCUGCCCCAAGCCCUGUCUGAGGGAGCCAUUGAGAAACUGGAGACAACUUUGCGGCACAAGUAUCUGGCCUUCUUGUCAGGGCUGCCUGCUCUUUAUUAUGUGGCUCUUUCUAGGGCCAUGGGACCAGCAAUCACUACCCAAGAUGUGAUCACAGGAAUGGUGCCUGGAUCUGGAAAAUUCCCAACUGAACCUCUGACUCAGAUGAUCUCAUCUGAAGAGAAAUGUCUGAGUCUUGGGCCAUGCUUUCAAGAUGCCAACAACACCUGUGCAAACACUGCAGAUGAGUUCCAGGCUGAAAAGCGGGUAGAAGGAAUGAUUGAGACAGUGCAUCUAGAAAGCCAGACAGAGACUUCUGGGCCCUACACACUCAAGAAACCCAUCUUGGCCAAAUUAAAUUUCCAUCUAAGAAAGAAGAUCCUAGAGAUACAACUGGGAAUUCCCAUAAAGGCAAGGAAGUCCAGAGAACAAACUAUAGCAAUCCCAGAGAACACAACCACACAGGAGUCUCCAGGGAAUCUGAACAACCAAGGGAAAACAUUGCUCCAGGAUCUCCGCACCCCACCAGAUGUUCCUCGUGCCCCAGAUCCAGAAUGGCUCCACCUUAAAGAACAGCUGGCCAUUGAGUUAAAGGCAGUGCAGCAGAACCAGAAGCAACCUAGUUCCAGAGCAGUACCCCAUGGUUCUGCCCACUGGGCCUCUAAGAUCUCACAACCCAGUGGCGACAUGACAGAGGCCCAGGUACUUUGUGUUCAGCUUGAGGGCAGUGUGAACAGCCCCAGCCUGGAGGAACCCUGGAGCCCUGAGCCCCAAAGCCCCAGCAAGAGCAAAGACUCAGCCCAAGUUCCCAUGCUGGCAGAAAAGAGAAAGGACCCAGGGAAACACAAAUUGGCAGGGGACCAUGGAGAAGGGGAUGCCGGGCUUGCGCACUGCUCUACAAGAGAAAUAAGCCACCCUGAUGCAGCCCAGAGGCCAGAAGGGACGAACAGGACACCAUGCAGUCCCUGGCUACGAAGCCAUAGCUUUCAUCUUGAUGCUUUCUGUGAACAUAGUACCCAGCACCCUCAGAUUAAGCUUCCAGAGCCACCUCCAAGAAUCCCCAGGAGGAAGGAAUCUAAGAAGAAUGACCUGCAGGACAGUCAAACCAAGCUCAAUGUCCUUCUCAAACCAGCAAUGAUUUCUAAGAAUGCCCAGCCUAUGGUGCCCCAGGCAUCAAAGAGCCAGUCUAUCCUGGGCCAACUCAUUCAGGGCAAGCCUUUUCAGGGACAAACUUUGAAAGGUCAAGUUUUGCAGCGGCAGGUGAUGCCAGUCCAUACUAAUAAGAGGCCCAGCCUUACAGAAUCUGGCUUGAGAAGUAAGAUGAAAUCCUUUCUGCACUGUUUUAACACCAAGACAAAAGGCAAAGGGCAUGAGGAAUCCAUGUUCUCUACAGCUGCGAAGGCGGCAAAUACCAGAAGAGAAAAUGUAGAAAAGAGCCUGGCUCCAGCCAAAAGUCCCACAGGGCGAACCAAGACAGAGAAAACAGGAGGGGACUCCAAGGCCCAAUCUUCCCCCACUGAGAAGCAGGUGUGCCUAGCCUUCUUGGAUGGUCUCCAUUCCCCAGACAGUAAACUCCGGCACCGCUCCCACUCCCAGCAACUCCACUCUGCCUCAGUCCUGGGCCACCCCCGCCACUGCCCUCGGCACUGUCCUAGAGUGGCUUUUGCUACCCAACCAGGGAACUUGCCCUAG
Molecule: messenger RNA, 4008 nt
Organism: Puma concolor (puma)
Lineage: Eukaryota; Metazoa; Chordata; Mammalia; Carnivora; Felidae
Gene: SPATA31F1
Product: SPATA31 subfamily F member 1
Source: RefSeq, a predicted model, not a curated record